Molecule: messenger RNA, 357 nt
Organism: Meloidogyne enterolobii
Lineage: Eukaryota; Metazoa; Nematoda; Chromadorea; Rhabditida; Meloidogynidae
Source: the annotation of a GenBank genome assembly
GAAAUUUUAUUAAAUAUUGUAAAUCAAAAUAAAAAAGGGGGAAUUAGUGAAGGAAUAAUUCCUGGACAGUUAACUAUAAUUGUUGGUGGGGAUGAAUUAAUGGUUUUGAAUGAUGAUAAUUUUAAUAAAAAAAGAAAAAGAAGGCAAGCACAAACUGGCAGAAAUUUUCCAAAAAAUCAAUGGGAACCUUCAAAGCCUGUUCCAUAUAUUUUUGAUCCAAAAUUAAGUGAAAAUGCUAGAAAAUUAGUUCGUUUAGCAGCCCAAUUCUGGACUGAAAAUACUUGUUUAUCUUUUGCUGAAAAUGGACAGGGGAAUCCAAAAGUGCGGAUUUUUCCUGGAGGGGGUUGUUACAGGUAG